Mesorhabditis belari is the source of this 1845-nucleotide messenger RNA. NCBI's taxonomy places the organism in Eukaryota, Metazoa, Nematoda, Chromadorea, Rhabditida, Rhabditidae. The record is from the annotation of a GenBank genome assembly.
AUGGACUCAUUCAGCGGCCCAUCUUUCGUCGACAAUCUUGCCGACAUACAGAUUUCGAUGGAUGAAGUGAUCACCGAUUUGCAAUGGUUGAUGCUCGAGUGCUCGCAAAGAUGUAUGUCGGAUACUGUGAAAUGGGCCAGCGAAAUGCUCGAGUACUGCUCGAAUGAAGCUUACGAGGCCUACGAGAGCUCGGAAAGAACAAUCGAGAUUCCACCGAAUCCCUAUGAAAUCACCUACGAGAAUCGACAUGUGGUCUUUGGACGCUCGCUGAUGGCCUGUCAAGAAGUUCAUCGAGCUAUGUAUUUCUUCGAGAAAAGCAAAGAGAUGAGUCCGUUGAACAAGUUUUUGUACUAUUGGAGUCGAUAUUUGUCAUUGACUCAAAAAGCGCUUGAGAACGAUGCGGAGAUUUUCGAGAAACGCGGCGAACAAGGAAGUAACGAUUUGACACCAAUGGAACGGCCUGAGUAUGCGGAGAUGUCGGAAUUGCACACCCUUUUGCUCAAAGAGAAGUCGAUUCUGCAAAUGUACGCUAAGAAAGGAGGAAAACCACCCGUCGACAUCUAUAUGGAGUAUUUAACCGGCCGCGUCGAGUUGUCGUUGGGAAAUCCAGAGCUGGCACUGACACGUUUCCUAUUGUGCAUCAAAGAGGAGCCAAGAUUCUGGCCCGCUUACGAGUCGAUUCUUCAACACAGUCGCAACGAGAAACAACUGAGAGACGUGAUCGGACAAUUCUUGGAAUCAACCAGCACACAUUGGUUACAGCAUGUUUAUGAAGUUUUUGCGCUCGCCAAAUUGAAUCAACACCUUGAAAGUAUACAAGCAGCAAGGAGGCUUAUAAUGGGCGGUUUGAAAGCUCAACCAGCACUUCUCGUUCAAAUGGCAAUAUCAUUUCAUGAGAUUUAUGAAAACACUGAAGCCUGUGAACAAUUUCGAAACAUUGCCCAGAUUGAUCCACUGCGAAUCGAAGGAAUGGAACAAUACUCGAACACACUUUUUCUGAUGAAUAACAAAGCCGAUCUCUACAAGUUAGCCUAUCGUUUUUUGGCGACGCAUCGCUUCAAAUGGGAAACCUGUGUGAUGUUGGGCAACUACUAUGCGAUUCGAGGCGAGCACUUAGCGGCAAUCAAAUUCUUCGAGCGGGCACUUCGAUUGAAUCCAUACAAUGCACGUUGUUGGACUCUGAUUGGGCACGAGUACAUGGAAAUGAAAAAUCACUCGGCUGCGUGUAUCGCUUAUCGGAAGGCUUCAACAAUUUCACCAGAUGACCCAGCUCCAUAUUAUGGAUUGGCGACAAUGUACGACAUUUUGAAGAUGCACGCCUACAGUCAUCGCUACUAUCUACUGGCUUACAAUCUACGACCUAUGGAUUCGAGAAUGUUGAUUGGAUUGGCGGAGUCGUACUUAAAAUUGAACAAGAUCGACGAUGCGAAGAAAUGCUUCCUCAAAGCUUUUCAAGUGGGCGAUGUUGAGGGAACGGCUCUGUUAGCGUUAGGGAAAAUCUACGAUAAAUUGGAGGAUUCAAAUCGAGCCGUGCAAGCAUUCCAGAAGUACCUCGUCUUGUAUGUAAAGGUUGCUCCCGAACAAAACCUGGCCACAGCAGCCAUCUACUUGGCGCGUUUCUUUUUGAGGAAGAAGAAGUUCGAUCUUUCGUAUGGCUACGCGAUGCAGUGUCUCGAUUAUGAAAUGACAAGAGAUGAGGGUCGUAAUCUGAUGAUCGAUGCGAAUCAGAUGAAAGCCGAGCAACUCCGAGCUAGCACCUCACAACCGUCAACACCAGCUGUUCAGCAUAAUCUUUCCACCGCGGACAUGGUUAUCGAUGAGGAUGACGAGCCAAGUUUUGAAGAC